UCAAUUUCACGUUUUCUGUUGAGUGUUUUGUUAUUAUCCACCACUACUGCAUUUUUCAUUCAUCAUUCAUAUCUAUCUUAUAUCGAAUCACAGUAAACACGUUUUUGAUAUAAAACCAAAAAAGGAAAAUAAUAAAUUCUGCAUUUAAUAUAUUUUUAACCUUUGUCAUAAUUCCAAUCUUGAAAGCGAAAGAGUGAAAACAAAAAAAAAAAUGAAACAAUUACACAAGCAGCAUAGUUUGAAUCACAGACGAGAAGAAGAAAUGGGAAGCGGCCAAGGUGAAACUCCACCGUACUCUCCCAAAGGGAUGAAGCACACACGAUCGCUCCCUAGAUCGAUCAACUACCUCUUGCGCGAGCAGCGUCUUCUCUUCAUUCUCGUCGGGAUUUUGAUCGGUUCCACGUUUUUCAUCAUCCAGCCGACGCUUUCGCGGAUUGGUCCGCCGGAGGGGCAGUCGUUUCUGCCUAGAUCUGGCGGAAUGGUUCGGUUUAAUUCCGGCGGUGGUAACGGGAGAAUUGGACGGCUUCCGGCGGGGAUCGGUGGUCGGAGGUUGAGAGUGGUGGUUACUGGUGGUGCGGGGUUUGUUGGAAGUCAUUUGGUGGAUAAGUUGAUUGGGAGAGGGAAUGAUGUUAUUGUGAUUGAUAAUUUUUUUACCGGGAGGAAGGAGAAUUUGGUGCAUUUGUUUGGGAACCCUAGGUUUGAGCUGAUUCGCCAUGAUGUUGUUGAACCGAUUUUGUUGGAGGUUGAUCAGAUCUAUCAUCUUGCUUGUCCUGCAUCGCCGGUUCAUUACAAGUAUAAUCCUGUCAAGACAAUCAUAUCCUUUUUGAGUUUAUCCUAUUAUGAUAAGACAAAUGUUAUGGGUACACUUAAUAUGUUGGGGCUUGCAAAGAGAAUUGGGGCUAGGUUUCUUCUAACUAGUACUAGUGAGGUAUAUGGAGAUCCUCUGGAGCAUCCUCAAAAAGAGACUUACUGGGGGAAUGUUAAUCCAAUUGGUGAGAGGAGUUGUUAUGAUGAAGGAAAGCGAACUGCAGAGACACUGACCAUGGAUUAUCAUCGUGGUGCUGGCGUUGAGGUCCGCAUUGCUCGAAUUUUUAACACCUAUGGACCCCGCAUGUGUUUAGAUGAUGGACGUGUUGUUAGCAAUUUUGUUGCACAGGCUAUUCGAAAACAGCCAUUGACUGUAUACGGCGAUGGGAAGCAAACAAGAAGUUUCCAAUUUGUCUCUGAUUUGGUUAAUGGGCUGGCAGCUUUGAUGGAUGGUGAACAUGUAGGACCUUUCAACCUAGGUAAUCCAGGAGAAUUCACCAUGUUAGAGCUUGCACAGGUUGUCAAAGAAACAAUUGAUUCAAGUGCUACGAUAGAGUACAAACCAAAUACUGCUGAUGAUCCACAUAUGAGGAAACCAGAUAUUAGCAAAGCAAAGGAACUGCUAAACUGGGAGCCAAAAAUCCCACUGAGGGAAGGUUUGCCUCUAAUGGUUAGUGAUUUCCGGAAUCGGAUUUUGAACGAAGACGAAGGUAAAGGAAUGAAAUAAACGUAGUAGCUAGUCCAGUGUGUAUAGGGAGAAUUGCGCGUCUCCCCUUGAUUUUUCCUAAUCUCUUAAACGGUCAACAACAACAACAGAAAGUCCUGGUAAUACGUAGCUUUUGUAAGAAGUAUUUACUGGCCUUUUACUCAUCUGGCCAGCUUAGCAGCAUACAAUUGAGUAAUUGUUAAUUUUUGAUAAAAUUCUUUUCAGCAGUUUUCUUGUCUAUUGCAUUGUUAGAAGUUGUAAUAUCCAAUAUUUGGAUUAUAGUAUUAUGAGAAUGAAAGCUUAUAUGAAGAAAUUUGUAAAA
Vicia villosa (hairy vetch) is the source of this 1835-nucleotide messenger RNA. RefSeq names its product UDP-glucuronic acid decarboxylase 1-like. Gene Ontology annotation, molecular function: UDP-glucuronate decarboxylase activity; NAD+ binding. The record is from RefSeq and is a predicted model, not a curated record. Bases 212 to 1534 code for a protein of 440 amino acids. The transcript is spliced from 7 exons. Gene Ontology annotation, cellular component: cytoplasm. Lineage: Eukaryota; Viridiplantae; Streptophyta; Magnoliopsida; Fabales; Fabaceae. Gene Ontology annotation, biological process: D-xylose metabolic process.